AUGGCGCCGCUCUUGAGUAAGAUUUUGGCGUUUGUUCUACCAUUGACCUGCAUUACCGUUGUCGAGGCAUGGGGAGGACCUCCAUCGGGUCAAGGACAUGGCCAGCAGUUCAACAGGCCGAAGCUGUCGCAACAGCAGACUAAUGGACAAAGCGACCUGGGAUCAUUGAAUGCUCCCAGACUAUCUCCUUUCAUCGACGGACCUCAUCCCAAUGGCUCACCAUUUCCCUGGGGCGAUCGCAAUGCCAGCAACUGUAAUCCGUAUGAUCCAAGCGCUAUUCCCAACACUGGUGUGACAAGGCACUAUCAGUGGACGGUCACGAACACAACCCUGGCUCCCGAUGGCGUGCAGUUACCUAUGCUUGUAGCAAAUGGAGCUUUCCCAGGUCCUGUCAUCGAAGCCAAUUGGGGAGACUGGAUCGAAGUAGCUGUCACGAAUGGCCUAGAGAUAGAAGGAACAGCAAUCCACUGGCAUGGCUUCCUCCAGACCGGCACCCCUUACAUGGACGGCACCCCGGGAGUGUCCCAGUGCCCGAUCGCGCCUGGCAAGACUUUCACUUACAGAUUCCGUGCUGAGCUUUACGGCACAUCUUGGUGGCAUGGACACUACAGUGCACAGUAG
Recurvomyces mirabilis is the source of this 621-nucleotide messenger RNA. RefSeq lists its product as uncharacterized. Lineage: Eukaryota; Fungi; Ascomycota; Dothideomycetes; Mycosphaerellales; Teratosphaeriaceae. Bases 1 to 621 code for a protein of 206 amino acids. The record is from RefSeq and is a predicted model, not a curated record. Gene Ontology annotation, molecular function: oxidoreductase activity; copper ion binding. The transcript has 2 exons.